UACUCCUGGAUACUCCAGGUCUCUGCUCUCAAGGAACCAAGGAGUCAGAUCUCAGGAUUCUCCAGGAUAUUCUCAACCUUGUUAAACAAAUCAGGAACAUACAACAAUAGUCUUAGCAAAUAAGACAUACAGUUUUAGACAUGUGUGUGAAACAAUGAAAAAUUUGUUCUUUUUAAAUUCAUACCAACCUAGUAAAUAUGACACAAUGGCAAGCAAACCUGUUUUAUUUGACACCUAGAUAGUAUACUGUCAUCUAUAUAUUGGUUCAGGAACCCAGCUUUGCCUAGAAAUCUGAUCUAAACCAUGAUAAAGGUCAACUCACUAAAGUUAUUUUAAAACCCGGCCCGGGCCGAAAAAAAUUGAGUGUAAAGUUUCAUAAAAUUGACAAAGCCUGCAGACCCCAUUCUUGGUACAACUCCUAAAUCUAUAUUUCUGUCUCAGCAUGAGGAGAUGUUUAGCAGUAUUGAGUCUGUGUAUGGAGCAAGGUUCUGGGAGAAUGUUCUCCUAGUUGUAUCUUCAGAAUCUAACUCAAGAGAGAAACGGAACUUUGAACGGUGGAUCAGUAAACUGGAAGAAAAGUUUCCCUGGGCGUGUAAACGUAAAGUUAAACAGGUUUAUAUAGACACUGCUGAACAUGAGUUUGAUACUCUGGAGCAGGUUUGGAACAGUAUCUGUCAUCUACCCAGAUAUUUGAUUCAUCAGUUCAAGGUUGGAGAGGAGGAAGAGGAGGAUGUUGGGGAUAAAGAUCCUGGUAGUCAGGACGGAGAAGCCAGGGCGUAUACUCCUGAUAUAUCAAAUAGUUCAGAUCUGUUAUCGAGUCACAUAGAUCUUGCGUCAAGUAGAACAGAUCUUGCGUCAAGUAGAACUGAUCUUGCGUCAAGUAGAACUGAUCUUGCGUCAAGUGGAACAUAUCUUGCGUCCAGUAGAUCUGAUCUUUCAUCUAGUAGAACAGAUCUAAGUUACACAAGACCUGAAAGUAGAAUAAGUAGAUCUGAUUUACUCCUUGAUCUCCCCUAUAUGCCGCCUCUACCUCCUAGAUCUCCAACAUUUACACGGCGACGGUCCUACCAACCUCCUAGAUCCGUCCCAUCUACCUCUAGGUUGCCUAGAUCAUAUAUGCCCUCCUCUUUCCCAACAGAUGAGUUCUCAUACUCUAGGUAUUCAAACCAUUCAACUCCUAGGUUCGGACGGAGAUCACUCAGGGAAAUAUCUCCAAUAUCCUCCUACUCCUGCAGAUCAUCUCGUGAGACGUCUCCGGCCGGGGGAGGAUUCAAAACAGUUGGUAUUCCAACCUAUCUUAGAACAUGUAAUGCUUACAAGCAUUCUUUUACUAAGGCUAUGCGUGAGAGUAGGUUGGCUCUAAGCUAUGCAUCUGAGGAUAGGAUACUAUUGGAUAAAGCAGAGGAUAUCCCUUAUCCACAACUAGAAAACCUAGAUUCUGUACUCAGACUCUCCUGUGAUGCUGACCUGCUUUAUAUAACGCAUCAAAUCUAUGAUUUCCCGCCAAAUCUAGAAACUACCAAAGAUCUUCUACCUGAGCAAUACAUGACCGCCCAAUCCCUGCUGGAGACUGAGUACCUGGUGGGCGUAGCUGGAGCACUUGUGGAGAGCAGGGUGGAGGAGGAGGUGGAGGAGUUGGCGGAGCAGAAGGUUGAAACCUACAAGGCUAGACGUUCUUCAAUAAAAGAUUUAUCCUCUGAGUUGAUGACUCCAGAUAUACUUGUUACAAAGAAUCCAUACAACUAUGUGAGGAAGGCGGUGUUGCCUAGAAUAAAGUUGCACUGGGAUCAAGGGUUUAGGCAGGGAACUACUGGAUGGGAGAAGGUUCCUGUAAUAAAAAUAAAGAUUAAAUAUAACGAGGAAGACCUGGACAUAUUACCCAAGUAUAUCAGUAUUGAGGGCGGAAGAUGGUGUGAAACUAAAAGAAUAAGAUUGGAAGGAUUUAAAGCGAAAUGUAAACUCCGAGCCACACAGGGUCCUGAGUUCCAGGUCCGGAUGGUUCCCUUAGAUUCAGAUCUUAAACCUGAGUCCUGGGUUCCAGAGUUCCUUGUAUCCAUACCCCCCAGUAUACAGGGAGAAGGAGAGGAGCCAGAGAAAUGGAUCAGAACACCUGUUCAUCCCUGUAUACCAGAAUAGUUCAUCCCUGUAUACCAGAACAGUUCAUUCCUGUUUACCAGAAUAAUGCAUCCCUGUAUACCAGAAUAGUUCAUCCCUGUAUACCUGAACAGUUCAUUCCUGUAUACCAGAAUAAUGCAUACCUGUAUACCAGAAUAAUGCAUCCCUGUAUACCAGAAUAGUCCAUCUCUGUAUACCAGUAUAGUUCAUCUCUGUAUACCAGAAUAGUUCAUCCCUGUUUACCAGAACAGUUUAUCCCUAUAAACCAGAAUAGUUCAUCCCUGUAUACCAGAACAGAUCAUCCCGUAUUCCAGAAUAGCUUAUCCCUAUUUACCAGAAUACUAAAUCCCUGUUAACCAGAAUAUUACAUCCCUGUUUACCAGUAUACUAAAUCCCUGUAUACAAGAAUACAUCGUAUAUUUGUGUACAUCAGUAAAGGUUAUUUCUGAUUACCAGAAUACUCAAGGAGAAUUGAAUUCAAUUCUCCUUGUUCAUAACUAUUCAUACCAGAAUAGAAAACUCAAAUGUUACCUAAUUGAAUUCAAUUCUCCUUGUUCAUAACUAUUCAUACCAGAAUAGAAAACUCAAAUGUUACCUAAGAAUCGAUAUAAAUAUGUACGGUACGUACGUUUACCGUACAGUGUACACUAGCAUACAGAGCCCAAAACUUAAAACAGGGUAUCGUUAUGAAAACCAGUUUUGAAACCCGG
This is a messenger RNA of Eurytemora carolleeae, 2825 nucleotides long. RefSeq lists its product as uncharacterized. Bases 451 to 2136 code for a protein of 561 amino acids. Lineage: Eukaryota; Metazoa; Arthropoda; Copepoda; Calanoida; Temoridae. The record is from RefSeq and is a predicted model, not a curated record. The transcript has 13 exons. Gene Ontology annotation, molecular function: GTP binding.